AUGAAUACUGUAGAAAUACAAUUUCAACUUGGACGUGAAUGUCGUUCAGCAAUAUUAGAUUCGGAAGAUUAUUUAACUUUUGAUUCAGUUAUUCGUUUAAUUCAACAUACAUUUCCAACAUGUAAACAUCCGUUUACAUCAUUUAUUUAUGUAGAUGAUGAUGGUGAUCGUGUAACUGUAUCAAGUGAACUUGAAAUGGAUCCAUUACGAAAUUUUUAUUAUCGUAUAUGUCAAGAACAAUUAUCAUCGAAACCAAUUCUUAAACUUCUACCAAUUGUUAAUCGUAAUCAUGCUAAUUUAACAAUUAAUACAAUUUCAUCACCGUCCAAUGAACAUCAUCGUCAAAAUAAAAAUUACGCUUCUCUUGAAGCAAAUGCUGAAAAUAUCCUAUCAUCAGGCAAUAUGUUAUCGCUUGAUAUGCUUGAAAUAAUUGGUACAGGUAAUAGCGGUGUUGUACGACGAUGUCGUAAUCGUCAAACACAACAAAUUCUUGCUGUUAAAAUGAUUUCACUUGAUUUUCAAAAAGAAGAAAAAAAAACAUGA
Adineta steineri is the source of this 543-nucleotide messenger RNA. NCBI's taxonomy places the organism in Eukaryota, Metazoa, Rotifera, Eurotatoria, Adinetida, Adinetidae. The record is from the annotation of a GenBank genome assembly.